UUCCAUAGUCACGUCGUCACGAAAAGACUACGCCGUUCUGGAAAAUAUCAGAGUGAGCUCGAAUGUACUAUGUUUCUCCCUCCUCUGCAUUUAAAUACCCGAUGUAUCCCCUCAUUCUUCGUCGGAGAAAUAGCAUCAAUCAAUUAUCCUCUUCGUGAUUAAGCAAGAAUACCAUCAGGGCAUUUUCUGCUCUCGCUUCCAAUUUUGAAGCUCUACAGUUAGAAGAUGUCGUUGAUCCCAAGUUUCUUUGGCGGCCGAAGGAGCAACGUUUUUGAUCCCUUCUCUAUCGACGUCUGGGAUCCCUUCAAGGACUUUCCCUCCACCUCUGCUCUCUCAACUUUUUCUCGCGAAAAUUCUGCAUUCGUCGGAACUCGGAUUGACUGGAAGGAGACGCCGGAAGCACACGUGUUCAAGGCCGAUCUUCCAGGGCUGAAGAAGGACGAGGUCAAGGUUGAGAUUGAAGACGACAGGGUGCUUCAGAUCAGCGGAGAGAGGAACGUGGAGAAAGAAGACAAGAACGACAAGUGGCACCGCGUGGAGCGUAGCAGCGGCAAGUUCUUGAGGAGAUUCAGGCUGCCGGAGAACGCCAAGAUGGAUCAAGUGAAGGCAUCCAUGGAGAAUGGUGUUCUCACUGUCACUGUCCCCAAGGAACAAGUUAAGAAACCUGACGUUAAAGCCAUUGAGAUCUCUGGUUGAGUAGAAUGCAUGACAAUUCUAUGCUUUCAUUCUGGGUCUAUAUACAUCUCAGUUUUCGUUGUGAAAGAAAAUGUUAGCGUCUGUUUUAGUAAAGCAAAGGUGUUCCUGUAAAUUAACGUGUGUUUUGGUGAGUGUGGUUUUGUGAUGUGAAUAAAAUAGAAGUUCAUUUUCCUUCGUUAA
Messenger RNA from Prosopis cineraria, 876 nucleotides. Its product is annotated as 18.5 kDa class I heat shock protein-like. The transcript has a single exon. NCBI's taxonomy places the organism in Eukaryota, Viridiplantae, Streptophyta, Magnoliopsida, Fabales, Fabaceae. The record is from RefSeq and is a predicted model, not a curated record. Bases 226 to 696 code for a protein of 156 amino acids. Gene Ontology annotation, biological process: response to salt stress; protein folding; protein complex oligomerization.